AUGGCACCCUUAACAGAUACCGUGGUCGAUGACCUCAAGAGCACCGUCAACCGCCUCGAGAAGCGCAUCGCUGAGCUGGAGAACAAGUUGUCUGGCCAUGGCGGACAAUCGCCAUCCCAAGAAAGCAUAAGGAUGAUCCUUAUGGGACCACCGGGUGCUGGCAAGGGCACACAAGCACCGCGAAUUAAGGAGAAGUUCUGCGCAUGCCAUCUCGCUACUGGAGACAUGCUGCGUGCGCAAGUCGCAGCGAAGACAGCCCUCGGCCGGGAGGCGAAGAAGAUCAUGGAUGCCGGUGGCCUAGUUAGCGACGAGAUCAUGAUCAACAUGAUCAAGACAGAACUUGAGAGCAACCAGGAGUGUGCUAAAGGCUUCAUUCUCGACGGUUUCCCACGAACAGUUACUCAAGCCGAGAAGCUUGAUGGCAUGCUUGCCGCAACCAAGAAGCCCCUCCAACAUGCAGUUGAACUGCAAAUCGACGACGGUCUGCUCGUCUCGCGUAUCACCGGCCGCCUUGUUCACCCCGCGUCUGGCCGUUCCUACCACAAGAUCUUCAACCCACCCAAGACGCCCAUGACCGACGACAUCACUGGUGAGCCGCUCAUCCAGCGCUCCGAUGACAACGCGGAAACUCUCAAGAAGCGCCUUGCGACCUACCACGCCCAGACUGCGCCAGUCGUCGCAUACUAUCAAAAGACGGGUAUCUGGAAGCCCAUCGACGCAAGCCAAGAGCCCGGACAGGUUUGGAAGAGCUUGCUCAAGGUUUUUGACAACAAGGCCAUGAUUGGCGGACAGUCGGGCAGCCUGCUCAACAAGAUCGGUCUCAAGAACUAG
Molecule: messenger RNA, 831 nt
Organism: Bipolaris zeicola 26-R-13
Lineage: Eukaryota; Fungi; Ascomycota; Dothideomycetes; Pleosporales; Pleosporaceae
Exons: 4
Coding region: 1-831 (276 amino acids)
Biological process (GO): ADP biosynthetic process
Cellular component (GO): cytoplasm; mitochondrion
Molecular function (GO): ATP binding; AMP kinase activity
Source: RefSeq, a predicted model, not a curated record